Paramecium tetraurelia is the source of this 657-nucleotide messenger RNA. RefSeq lists its product as uncharacterized. The record is from RefSeq and is a predicted model, not a curated record. Lineage: Eukaryota; Ciliophora; Oligohymenophorea; Peniculida; Parameciidae. The transcript has 3 exons.
AUGGAAGAAACUUUCAAUAAUAUAUAUUUCAAGGGAGAGGGCUACUAAACGAACAGCUAAAUCUUAGAUGGAGCAAAUCAAUCAACCAUUUCUAAUCACAUGAACAAAUUUAUGAAUCUGUAUUUACAAAAAGUUCACUAGUAAAUGUAGUUAUAUCAAUGUGAUAGUGAAGAGUAGUGUCAUUAUUAUGUUGAAUAAUUGAAUAGAUACUUGCAAUAGUUUUGUGCAGCUGGAAAAGAGUUUAAUAAUUAUAAGAAAUUCUCUUUGAACUUUAAUUGGAGUGAAUAUCAUAAAUAGAAUUUCAUCUCUAGAAUACUCUACGAUUCUAAAAUUUACGAUACGAUAAUGACUAUCAAGGAUAACUAUGAAAGCGAGGGAGUUGAGAAAUUAGUUAAUUUAAUCAAAGCAAAUAAAAACAAUAAGAUAGAAUAUUGUUGCGAUCUGGUUUACUAAGAGUAAACUAUCUAAAUUAAAACUCAUUCUGAUUUAAUGAGGUACUGGUUAUAAUACAGUUAAUGCGAAGAUUUAGGCCUGGAUGAAAUUAUGGAUUUCGAAAGAAGACUAGAAAAGGCCAUUACUGGAUUGCCUGAUACAGAGAAAUAGUUACCAACACUUCCAUUAAAUUGGGAACAAUAAAUACUCUCAAAAAAGAAAUGA